Bemisia tabaci is the source of this 1718-nucleotide messenger RNA. The record is from RefSeq and is a predicted model, not a curated record. Lineage: Eukaryota; Metazoa; Arthropoda; Insecta; Hemiptera; Aleyrodidae.
CAUUGGUACUUCAUCACCGUUCUCUUUCACAAAUGGUAAUAGACACUUCGUGUCUGAUGUUACCUGAGGUGACAAUCAUGACACAGAACUUGGUUGAAAGUUUAGGAACUUGGUAACAUGAAGGGAGAAAAAAAAAGAUGGCAGCAAACAGAACAGUCAGUGAAAUGUUUGAUUUGCUAAGAAGAGAAGUACCAGAUAUUCCAGAUUCUCAACAUAGAACUAGUUCAAAUCAAGGCCAGACGGCAGACCAGAGAUCAGUUGCUGAUUUAAUAAACUCAUUCCGCCAAGUAGUAGAUAAUGCUUCAAAUAGUUGCCCGCAGUCUCGCCCAGUUAUCUCAUCAGUACCAGAUAGGCAUUCUGUAGCGACAUCCAAUCAUGGUUCUUAUAGAGCACAAGCCAGGAUUGAGACACCAGAUCCUCCCAAUUCUCAACAUGGAACUAGUUCAAAUCAAGGCCAGACGCCAGACCAGAGAUCAGUUGCUGAUUUAUUAAACUCAUUCCGCCAAGUAGUAGAUAAUGCUUCAAAUAGUUGCCCGCAGUCUCGCCCAGUUAUCUCAUCAGUACCAGAUAGGCAUUCUGUAGCGACAUCCAAUCAUGAUUCUUAUAGAGCACAAGCCAGGAUUGCGACACCAGAUCCUCCCAAUUCUCAACAUGGAACUAGUUCAAAUCAAGGCCAGACGCCAGACCAGAGAUCAGUUGCUGAUUUAUUAAACUCAUUCCGCCAAGUAGUAGAUAAUGUUUCAAAUAGUUGCCCGCAGUCUCGCCCAGUUGCCUCAUCCAGACAAGGAGGUUCUCAAUCCGCUAGCAUUCCUGGACCAAGCCGUUACAGAGCUACAUCUAGGACAUUAGAUGCUGAGAGGAAGGCAGCUUUCAGCCCUUACCAACACAGAGCGAAAGGUAGCAAUAUUAAGAAGCAACAUUCCCUCAAUGAGACAUUCCACAAAGAGGUUAUUCUUCUCCCCAGUAAAAAAAGAUCUCGAGUUCUCACACCAACAGAAAGAGAGCUUUAUCAGCAGAAGGAGUUAAUUGUUAAUAUUGUCGAGUUUUCAAAAAGUUUUUCCAAAGAUCAAGUCAUUGAAAAAUUAAGAAAGCCUUUCGUCACAAAACUCAUGGGCCAUGGCAUAACCGUCCUAAGACCCAUUCGCAGUACCCUUUUCGAACCCGCAUUAGAGUUUGGGCAAUCUCUGAAUGGAGACAUCUUGAAGAAGCUGUUUCAUCAAAAGCCAAUUUAUAUUAGGCCACACGCAAAUAUUCAUCAAUAUUGCGGUAUUGAUCCACAGUCUGAUGAUGAUGGUGGUGAAGAAGAAGAUCCUGAUGAUCCGAUGUCUGACUCAUCUCGUAGCUGCUCCCAAAUUUUUUUGGCUCCUUCGACCCGCAGAUAUUCUCCACCUCCACAACAGGAAUCUUGUAACUCUCCGGAAAUGAAUUUGCCUAGCGACACCCAUGAAAUAGCUGACUGUCAACGACUCUCCGCCUGUCCCGUCUCACGCCCAGCCAUUGGUCAAUGACGUCACACCUAAGCUGAACGGUGAUUGGGGGAGGCGGUGAGCCGGAUGACGCCGCGAGUAUUGUGGAGUUCUCCUCACUUUUUUAGGCCAUCUUUCUUUAAAACGUUUUAUCUCGAAAGGAUGCUGUCACGGCAUCUAGUCUUUUUAUCCAUUUCCAUCCACCACAUUUGUGUUUUCCAUAUUCAGAAUAUAUCACCUUCGUUUCUCGCA